AUGCUUAAAAUUAUGCAGUGGAAUGCACGAUCCGCUAUUUCGAAUAAAAAUAGUCUCUCUCAUUUUCUUUCACACAAUAAUAUUGAUAUUGCUCUAAUAAGCGAGUCCUGGUUCAAGCCUAAUCAAACGGUUAAGUUUAAGGGUUACAGCGCGGUCCGUACGGACAGGCGCGAUGGUAAGGCUGGUGUAGCUAUUCUCGUUAGGCAAGGAAUUACAUACUCUCAUAUUGACUUUGAUGGAUCUUUUAACAAUGACAUUAUGGUCUGCGGCUGUCGCAUAUCUAGUGGGAAUGAUCACAUUUCAUUUGUUUCCCUUUACAAGCCACCUAACAUACACUCAACGUUAUCCGACUGGGAAGCUAUAAUCACUAAAGCUUCUGGUUCAGUGGUUAUUGGCGGAGAUUUUAACGCCCAUUCAGCUGUUUGGGGAUCAUACAGAGAGGAUGCUACAGGUCGACAGAUUUUGGAAUUAUGUGAGGAGUCAAACUUAGUCAUUCUGAAUUCUGGUCCCCAACAAGAAUUGCUGCCCCUAACUUUCAGGCUUCAACGCCUGAUCUAA
Acanthoscelides obtectus is the source of this 558-nucleotide messenger RNA. The record is from the annotation of a GenBank genome assembly. NCBI's taxonomy places the organism in Eukaryota, Metazoa, Arthropoda, Insecta, Coleoptera, Chrysomelidae.